This is a messenger RNA of Camelina sativa (false flax), 1235 nucleotides long. NCBI's taxonomy places the organism in Eukaryota, Viridiplantae, Streptophyta, Magnoliopsida, Brassicales, Brassicaceae. The record is from RefSeq and is a predicted model, not a curated record.
AAUAAAAGGAGUAAGAAGGAGGCGUCUCUGUCUCUGUCGUUGUUGCCACUCGAUCUUUCUCUGAACUGCUUGGCCCGCCUCUCGAGAUUGGACAGCGCGGCCUUGUCUCUGACCUCCAAGAGCCACCGCUCUCUCGUGGUUUCGCCUGAGCUCUUCCGCACGCGUGAGCUAAUGGGUUGUACCGAGGAGUACUACUACGUCUGCUUAAGCAUUCCUCCUGCCCCAACACCACGCUGGUUAAUCCUCCGCCGUGGAGGGCCUACUCUAGAUGACGCCGCUGUUAACAAGUCAGUGAAUCAUCGGCUGAGACCGAUCCCAUCGCAUCCCUAUCAGCCUCCAGAAUCGUCAUCUUUCGUUAAGCUGAAUUUAGGGAUCUAUGUAAUCGGUGGACUCAUAGACGGAAACCCCACUUCGAGUGUCUUGCUUCUUGAUUGUCUUUCUCACACGUGGAGCCGUAUCCGGUCCAUGAGAGUGGCUCGUGCUUCACCAGCGGUAAACGUAGUCGACGGUAAGAUUUACGUCUUUGGAGGCUGCGAGGAAGUUGAUUCUUCCAACUGGGCAGAGGUGUUCGAUCCAAAGACAAAAACUUGGGACACCUUGCCAGUGCCUGAAGAUCCGGAGAUUCCAAAGAACACAAGUGUGAUCGACAAAAGUGUGGUUAUGGAAGGUAAAGUUUAUGCCGUGGACGAGAAGGAUCAAAGCUUCUACUUCCUGCCACGUGAAGGUAUAUGGAGAAGAGGGAAUCCGGAUUCUAAGCGGGGAACCAGAAAAGACUGGUGUGCCAUAGGGAAACUGUUACACUGUUGUGGUACUCGCGGGAAAAUACUAUGGUGUGAGGCAGAUGAGUUGGAUUGGAAGGAGGUGAAGGGUUUGGAUGUUGUGCAGUGGUGUGUAUUUGCUUUAAAAGCAAACAACUGUGCUAUGGACGAGACUCUCGCGUGGAAGCUCCACAUGACCGAAGAUGGUUUCAGCAGACUGAGCAGCAAUUCUCGGGGGAACAUUGUGGUCUUCUGGAGAGUGCAUAUCCCUCGUACUGAGCGGUUGGAGCUUUGGUGUGCGGAGAUUUCUUUGGAGAGACGCGAGGGAGGCGAUAUUUGGGGGAUAAUUGAGUGGGCUGAUGCUGUCUCUAAACUUAAUCGUUUCUCAUAUAAUGUUAAGGUCUAAAGACUGGCAAUAAGAUAAAUGAAUCACAGUACUCUGUUUGACCAAUCUUCUGUCAUAGGAUUCUGAGAAUU